Molecule: messenger RNA, 659 nt
Organism: Brassica oleracea var. oleracea
Lineage: Eukaryota; Viridiplantae; Streptophyta; Magnoliopsida; Brassicales; Brassicaceae
Product: cyclic dof factor 4-like
Exons: 1
Coding region: 50-556 (168 amino acids)
Biological process (GO): regulation of DNA-templated transcription
Molecular function (GO): DNA-binding transcription factor activity; DNA binding
Source: RefSeq, a predicted model, not a curated record
AGCUGCAACAGCCUUUCUAUAAGCUAUCUUCACCUCUCUCCACAUUAUCAUGGCGACACAAGAUUUGCAAGGGAUCAAACUCUUUGGCAAAACCAUUGCAUGUAACGUCAAUAUCACUCACAAGAUCAAAAACGAAGAUGAGAAACAACCGUCGGAUCCCACCGUCAGAUCAUCCUCAUUAUCCGAUCCGACGGUGGAGAAGCGUCCGGACAAGAUCAUAGCAUGUCCGAGAUGCAAGAGCAUGGAGACAAAGUUCUGUUACUUCAACAACUACAACGCUAAUCAGCCUCGGCACUUUUGCAAAAGCUGCCACCGUUACUGGACCGCCGGUGGAGCACUCCGGAACGUUCCUGUUGGUGCCGGUCGUCGGAAAACAAAACCACUGGCCCGUGUUGUUGUCGGUAUGCUUGGGGAUGGAAAUGAGGCCCACCAUGUCGAGCUUAUUAAUGGCUUGCUUUCCCAUGAGUUGCAUUCUGCAGCCGCUGCUCGUGGCGGUUUCCGACAUGAUUUUCCCCUGAAGCGGCUCCGGUGCUUUUCUGACGGUGAGCCGUGUUGAUAUUAAUUUACUGAGUAUUAAUUUUCUUAGUUAAAUAUUAUUGUUUUUGGUUUUGGGGUUGAGUGGUUGUUUUCCUUUAAACCCGUUGAAGAACGUGGUGAAU